Periophthalmus magnuspinnatus is the source of this 8577-nucleotide messenger RNA. RefSeq names its product CDK5 regulatory subunit associated protein 2 (gene cdk5rap2). The record is from RefSeq and is a predicted model, not a curated record. Bases 139 to 8187 code for a protein of 2682 amino acids. NCBI's taxonomy places the organism in Eukaryota, Metazoa, Chordata, Actinopteri, Gobiiformes, Gobiidae. The transcript is spliced from 50 exons. Gene Ontology annotation, cellular component: microtubule organizing center.
GCGGUGGUGACGUGACCAGCCCAUGAUGGCGGUACUAGGCACUAUUUUGAAUUCCGCCCGCUCCUGGAGUUUAAACCUAAGCCAGGGAAAAUAGUUUAUGGAUUUUUGCAAGGGCAUAAAGUAAGUGAGCAUAAAAUAAUGGAUUCUGUCGUGGGAGACGACUUGACACUCCCAGUGGAUUUAAAUGGAAGCUGCCGAUUAGCAAACUCCAUGGAUGCUGCGGAGUACUCUGCUGAAAGCAUGACGGCUCCAUUCUUUCCUGGAAAGAUGUCUCCAGUCAAAGUUCUCACCAUGAAAGACUACGAAAAUCAAAUUACAGCUCUGAAGAAGGAAAACUUUAACCUAAAGCUGCGAAUUUACUUCAUGGAGGAACGCAUGCAACAGAAAUGUGAUGACUCCACUGAGGACAUUUUUAAGACGAAUAUAGAGCUGAAGGUUGAGCUGGAGUCUAUGAAGAGAGAGAUGGCAGAAAAGCAGGAGCUUCUGGUCUCUGCCUCAAAAGCUUUGGAGAGUCUAGCUGGCCGUGAUUCACGAGAGCCUCAUCAAGUGCGAGAGCAAGUUCAGAAAGAGAUGGAUGCUCUUCGCGAUGCUUUCAACAAGAAAAUUGCAGACUUGGAGCAGUCUUUGCAGGCUGCAGAGUUGGAGAUUGAUAGGAUGGCAUCGAUAGCUGAACAGGCGAAAUGUAAAAAUAUUAGCAUGGAAAAACAGCUUCAGAUCCUAAGUGCUAGCACUUCAGCUUCUCAUCCUAACCAAGUUUACGAACUGCAGGAAGCCCUGAAGGACAAAGAUGAUAUCAUUUACCGACUUCAGGAUGAUUUAAAUAAAGCCAAUUUGCAGGUGAAAAACUGUGCAGAGCAAGCAAGAGAUGCACCAUCAGCAGAUCAAGUCAAACAACUAACUGAUCUCAUCACACACAAAGAGUUAGAGAUUGAGACUUUAAGAGGUGAACUGCAAACAGAACGGAACAAAAUUCCUUCAGAAUCUCAGAAGAGUGAACUUAAUUGUUUAAAGUCUCUCAAUCAACAACUAACUGAGGAGGUUACCCAAGCAAAAAAUUCCAAUGAAAUCCUCUCUAAAACACUUGAAGACACCAAGAAUGAAACUAUGGUCCUGACUCAAAAGUUGGAGGAGAAAGAAAAUGAACUCAAUUCUGAGAAGAAAAAUGCACUUAAGAGAGACAAAACAAUUCAAGGUCUCACUCAGAUCCUUCGUGAAAAAGAAAAUGAGAUUGCAGAGCUGUGUCAUGAGAUUGAAGACAGGGAUGAAGCACUUUCAAAAGCAAGAGAAGCGGCACACAAGGCCCAGCUACAAAAAUACCAAGGAGCCGAAGAGCAUCAGAAUCUAUUAAUGGAGAAGCAAACCGAACUGGCCCAGCUCCAAGGCGAGCAUCAUGCCAAGGUACUUGAGACUCAGAAGCUUCAGCGUGCACUAGACAGGAAGGAGCUGGAGCUGACUGGUCUACAGCAGGCCAAAGAACAACUGGAGAUGGAACUGGAGGACAUGCAGCAGCAAAAAAAGAAAGGAGACAAAGCUCUCAAUGACCUAAACAAUCAGCUUAAAAAGCUGAGUGGGGAUAUAAAAGACAGAGAAAGUGCUUUAGAGCAGCAAUACCAGGAAACACUGAAUCAAACAAAACAAAAGAUCCUUGCCCAUGAAGUGACCAUCCAACGGCUCACAACUUCUCUAAUGGACAAAGAACAACAACUCCAAGAAUACAUAAAUAUGAUCAGAGACUUGGAGCACAGCAAAUCUUCAGAGGGCAUUGACGGAAUGCUCUCCAUGCUGCGACAAAAACUUAAAGAGAAGGAUAAAGCACUGGAGCAAGCCCUGGAUGAAAAGUUUGCUGCAAUUGAAGACAAAGAUAAUGAGAUACACAUGUUGCAGCUGUCUUUACGAGAGAAAGACCGAGACUUGGAAAGACUAAACAAUUUAGUUUCCCACAAUGAAGAGACUAUUAAUAGUCUCGAUAGUCUGAUAAAAGAGAAAGAUGUGGAAUUACAGCAUCUUGCCAACACGUUGAAGAAUCUGCAGAGAUCUAAACAAGAAAUAGAAGAAAACUUGAGUCGCUCCUUGCGGGAAAAGGAUGCCAUCAUCAAUCAGCUUAAGCUUUCUUUAGAAGGCAAAACAAAACAUUUGACGGAAUUGACCACCUCAAUGCUGAGUCAGUCCCAAAGUCACACACAGGACCUUGGUGAACAGAUGGGUCAAAGACUGAAAGUUGCUGAAGCUAUGCUGGCAGAGUCUGUUAAAAUCAGGGAACGACUGAUUGCUGACAACGAAAGCGCGGUAGAAAGGCUCCUAGCUACAAUAAACAGCAAGGAUCAACUUCUCAAGGAGUCAGGUGAACAUUACAAAUACAUGAUGUCUCAGCGCACUCAGGAGAUUGACGACCUGAGAAAGCAGCUCUCUGACCUGCAACAGCACCUGAACACUGCUGAGAGGCAAUGCUCAGCCAGAACACAGGAUGCUCUGUCAGAGGCUGCAGAGCUCAGAGCUCGACUGGACGAAAAAGAUGGUCUCAUCACUAAUCUUCUUCAACAAGCAAAGGAAAGAGACCGGUAUUCAAAUGAGAUUAGGCAAAAAGAGGAGUCAUCUCAUGUUUUGGAGCUCAGACAUACCAUUCAGAUUAUGCAGGAAAAACUGGAUGAAAAAGAAGCUGAGCUGUCCACAAAGACUGAAGAAAAUAAAGAUGACACUCUUCCACUCCCAAAGAAAAUCGUCAUCCUAAAGAAAGAACUACUUCAAGUAACUGAAGCACUGAACCAAGCACUUAAAAGAGAGACUGAACUGAAGUUAUUGUUAAAUGAGCUUGAAGUUUGCUGUGAAAGUAAAACUGCAAACAUUGAGUCCCUCACUGCCACUCUACAGAUGAAGGAUGACAUCAUCAAAACACUCCACCAACGCAUUGGUCAAAAGUCUGAAUCUUUAGAGGAGGAUUCACAUGAUCAGGCCACAAGCAGUGGAACAGAGAGAUUUCCUCCUAAGCUUCCACAGAGGGAGCGAACCAUGAUUGGUGGAGACAAUGAAGAAGAGACUAUACCCAGUUUUAAAGCCUUACAACAGGAGCAUGAGGCCCUCAACAAAGCCCUGAAGACAGAACAGCAGCUUUAUUCUAGUCUGGUUCGGACUGUUAAAGAGCAGAACAGCGCCCAACGUCUCCAUGCUCUACAGCUAGAGCUGACAGCUGUGCAACUUCUUCGACAGCAGUUGGAGGAAAGCAUCAAAACUAAUGAUGAACUUAAAGAUGACCUGGAAACAGAAAUGCGCAGGGCCAAACUCAGAGAAGGUAUUGACCCUAAGGAGCUUGAGAGCAUGAGAAACCAACUAGAAGAUGCACAACGCUGGAAUGUGUCACUGCAGGCUCGCUUGGGGGCCAUCCAGAAUCGUGGAGGAGGUGUGGGUGGAACCAAUGACAGUGACUCCUUGACUUUCUUAGGUGACCAGACAUCUUAUUUGAGCAUUUGUAUUGGAGAAGAGGAGGAUGACAGUUUGUCCCAGUUGACAUCUCAGGAGCUUAGAGAAAAGGUGACAGAGCUCCAGGACUAUAUUAGCAGACAACAUGCUUUGAACAGAGACCUGCAGAACAGAUUGAGCUUGUUGGAAAAGUCACAUCUUCAAAGUCCUGGUAGAGAGGAGCUGAAGAUGGGCUCACAAAUCAGUUGGAAACAGCUGCCUUUGACUUACCAGGAUAAAGAGAGCCAGACAGAUGCCACACUGGACCGGAAUAUUUGUCAAGACCUGUCAAGUAAAAAAAGUAUUAAAAAUACAAUUGAUAAGACUAGAGGACAAACUCCAUCUGGCCGCGACACAAAAGACAAGGAUGUUUGUGUGGAUGAUAUAACCAUUUCAAGUCCAUUCGGUGAAGCCUGCUCUGAGUCAUGCUUUAAAGAGAAGAUUGAUAAAACUAUACAGAUAAAAGAACAAACAUCACACGAGCCAAAAGAAGAGUGUGUGGAGGCCUCAGAGGAGUGCAGUGAUGGCAUGGAUCUGGCACAUAAAACUGGAGAAAUGACCCGUCUACAAAAAAAUGUGACAUCAAAUGACCAAACAAAAUCUAUCAAACCUGGCAUCCAGGAGGCUAACACCAAAGAGCUAACAGAGCAGACAUCUACUGGUUCAAAACACAAACCUGGCACUAAAUCCUGUCACAAAAAGGUUAAGGCUUCACAAUCCCGACUUCCUAUCCCUGUGAGGCGCAGAGCUGGAGCUACUGGUGCUGCACUUGAGCAUCAGCUUUUAGAUGCGGUCCAUGGAAGCGAUCAGCAAAUUCUCUUGUUAAAUUCCCUCUCAUCACAGUCUGGCUCCUUCUCCCAUGACUCACUUGUGUCUGACAGUAGCUCUGAGGUCAAACAAACCUCUUGCAGCACUCCGCCUGAUGUUCCUCUCGCAACACAGUUAGAGCUACUUCAGCAACAGUGCCAGGAUAAGGAGGCAUUAAUCAGUGAACUUCAUGAAAAUCUAGCAGACUUAAAGGAGCUCCAAACCCAACUUCAAGAAAAAGAGCGUCUUAUUCUGCAGUAUACAGAGGCCCUCCAGGCAGCGGAGUCCACUAUUGCGUAUUUAACUGCUUGCAGUCUAGAUAGCCAGGGUGCUCUUGGGUCUGACCUAAGUGGUUCAAAUGCCACACUUCAAAACAAAUGCAUAGAACUUGAGCAUGCCUUAGAUGAGAAGGAAGAGUAUAUUUGUGAGUUAACAGAACUACUUCAUGAAGCUGAUAAAGUUUUAAAUUCAUCAAAAAGUCACGGUUCAAACCAUGGUACGAGUGCCCUUGAUAUCAAAGCUGUUUUGCAGAGAAAUCCCUACAGCAAAAAACAGAGUGAAGAUGAUUUGUCUGGAUCUAGUCAUGAGCUACCCCCAAAUGCUGAAACUGCUGAUUCUGUUGUGAGAGAUGAUGAUGAUAGUUAUGAAAAUGAUGAUAGUUCAAGCAAAACACCAUCAGACCAGUUUGAGACAAUAGGUUCUCACAUGAGCGAUUCACAAAAAAGAAUUGUGGUUGUUCUAAUGAACUGUCUCAAUGCCACUAAGUCGGCCAUUGCGUCUCUGACUGCACACUGUACAGAUAGCUCAUCAGUGACCUCCACUGAGCUGCAGACAUGUCUAGAUAAGUUAAAAAGUGCAUUCAAUGAAAAAGAGACACUUGGAGACAUCACACAGUUUAGUAUUGAAACUAACAAUGCAGAGUGCUCCAGCUCACCUCAAUCUAAAGAUCAACACCAACAAGGUCCUCAUCACAACCUACAAAUCCUGUAUGAACUCUUUAGCAGUUUUCAACAAAAACUGUCAGACCUCCAGGCCUCACAAAAGAGCUCAGAUGUGCAGAGACCUUUACAAAACACCAAAGCAUUACCACCGAAUGUGCAGAACCAGAUCGAGACUCUUCACAAGGAACUGAGGGAAAAAAGAAAGAUCUGCAAAAACCUAGAGGAGAAAUUAGCCACAGCACAGUCCAAAACACCAAGUCCAGAAAUUACACCGAAAGCUCUGAAGCAAGAUGAGAAAGGCGUGCAGGUCGAUUUGCAGGACCUGGGUUACGAAACGAGUGCCAAGAGUGAGAACGAUAGGGAGGAGAGCAGUAGCACAGAUUUGGAGGUCGGAUUUAAACCCAUUUGCGGUGCAUCUAGUCUGCCUUCCCUGUUGAAGCAGGAACAAACAAUUUUUUCUUCUACAGAAAACCUUUACUCAGCAUCCAGCACAUACCCUACAUCCCCUGUCCUAAGCUCCGCUAAGGCAAGCAUAAAAAGUUUGCGUAGAAGCUCAUUAUCUAGUGAUGUGGUUGCCAGCACAUAUGAACCUUCAGCAAUUAGAGAAGAGGACCAUGCAGAACCUCACGAUGACGAAAGAGAUAACAAAUCCAUGCAUUUAAAGGGAACAGCACUAAAGGACAAAACAAGCUCCCUGAAUGUGAGCUCUGAGAGAAGAACAUCACUCGCCUUAAGCACAAGUGACCUGCUCCACAGUCGAAGUGGCUCAACAUCACCUGCCAGACUGGAGUCACUGAUUCAGUCCCAGGCCAGGGAGCUGUCCCAGCUGAGACAGGAGAUCAAGGACAGUCGGAGGCUGGGAGCCCUGCAACGGCAGCAGCUUGAGGACUUGGGCAAGGCCUUUAGUAAUCUGAUACAGUCUGCUAAACUGGACAACCUCAUGGGGGAGGAGGUCAAAAAGCAGCUUGAUAGAAGUAUUGCAAUUAUGGACAGUCUGGAAGGACGUCUUGAUAGAAGUCAACACCGUUCGGAAGGAGAAUCUCUUUUGGGGAGUGAACACAGUGCAAAAGUCUCACACAGGUUAACGAACGAGCUGCAGGAGAAGAACCGCCUCAUCCAAAACUUGCAGAGUCAAACCAGUGGUCAAAGUUCAGGCAGUCACCACAGCUCUCAUCCUAAUUUGCACAACUUAAACAAGACCUCCUCAUCUUCCCACAGCAGCCAGGAGUUCAAACCAGCACAGAGCCGAUCGCACUCCGCUGAAUGGCCGGUAGCCGAAGGGGGCGGGGUUUUGGAAAGGGGUGUGUCUGAUCACCGUGACACCGUUGGCAGACUGCAGGCCCUGCACAGGGAGAACGCUCGGCUGCAGGAACAACUGAGGAGCAGCGAGCAGCUCAACACCACGCUGCGCAGUGAACUAGACCUGCAGUGUACCAUCAUGGCUCAGAACGGCUCACAGGGUCACAGUGAGUCCAGACCUGAAGACAGACCACGGGCAGACAGCAGCUCUCCAAGGGACUGUCCGCUCACUUCAGACCUACUUGCAGAGCAUUUACAAGAAAUCCGAGUUCUGCGUCGACGUCUUGAAGAAAGCAUUAGAAACAACGACAGCCUAAGGGAACAACUGGAGAAGAAGCUUGCAGAGGCGCACAAAGACACAGUGCGCACUCACAUCUUCAUCAAAGACCGUGAGGAGCACAGUCAAGUUACCAAAGAGAGGCAGUAUCACGAUCAACAAACUUCGAAAGAGCAGCUGAUCUCAGAGUCUCAAGAUAAGCAGAAAGAGAAUGACAAACUGCGUGAGACUUUGGCUAGAAGGGCCGCAAAACUGGAGCAGAGCAGAAAGGAGUGUGAGAAGCUGCGGCAGGACAACAUGCAAGUGCAAGAGAGACUGGCGGUCAUGAGCCAAGAAAAUGCUCAACUAAAAGAUUCUCUGCUCUCCAGUAAAGAGGAACUCCAGAGGCUUCAGUGUGAAGUGAAAGUUCAAGGCCAACAGCUGAUGGAUUCACACCAUCUUCUCCAGUCUUUGCGUGUAGAGCUGCAGGUUUAUGAAAAACUGAAGAGCCAAGAUCUGAAAUCUACAGAAGAUGGACAGACACCACGUGGAGAGGAGCCUGGGUUUUCGUCUGGCUCAGUGGACCUGAGAGAGCUGAUGUCUGAGAUUAAACAUUUGAGACUUCAGCUGGAGAGGAGCAUCCAGACCAACAACGCUCUGAGGCAAAGACUGGAGGAGCAGAUCAACCAUGGACCGAACCACUCUGAGACCAUUAACAUCAAUUACCUGCUCUCUUCUCCAGAUGAGGCAGUCAGGACACAAGGUCUGGACGACUUGAAUCCUUCUCAUCACAGGGAACGUGCUAGAAACACCCAUGAUCAAAAACACCAAACUGUAGUUGAUGGAGGAUCUUUGAGUAGUAGCUCGAUGGACAGUACUUCUGGUGCUCCCUCUCGCCUGGUACCCGGUCACCGCAUGUGGGCAAAUCGCAAUGGCCGCCAUAUUUUGGGCUUGAUUGAGGACUACAGUGCUCUUCGCAAGCACAUCUCAGAAGGGCGCAAACUUUCCCACAGCAUGGAUACACAAUUACAAGAGUGUAUACUGUUCUUUAAAGAACAAUGUUCAGACAAGUUUCAGGAACAGAAGCCUCUGAAGAGUUUGUGCACCAAUAUGAAUUCACUGCAGCACGUCCUGGAGGAGGCCAGCCGUCUGCUCAAACUAUUAUGGCGAGUGUCUCUGCCCAUCAAUGUAACAACAGGAGACAUGGGUCACAACCAGCAGGAUGAGCAGCUGAAACGGGAGAUCUCCAGGCUGAAGAACAGAGUGCUACAGCAGGAGAAGAUGUUGAGUGGAGCUGUUAAACGUCUUGGAACAACCAACCAGCUCAAAGAGGGAAUGGAGAGGGUCAUCAUUGAUCAGUUGUCCUUGACACAUGGGAUUUUGAAGAAAGCAAGAGGAAAUUUAGAGGAGAUCCCAGCGAUUGGCCUGUAGCAGAUAUGCAGUCAGAUCCAGGAGAUGGUCUUGAGACUGUUCAGCACUUUAAAGGGACAGAAGAGCUGUAGCUCUCUGCAACUCGGAUAAACCUGCUGUCAACUAAUCCAGAUUCACUUUUAUUUAUUUGCAAGAGCAAUGAGAUAUUCUAGGUACUUAAUAUUUUCCUAAACAAAAUUUUACUAUUGCUUUUAGUGCCUUUGUGUAAAUAUGGAUUUAACCAUGUCUCAAGAUGCAAUAAGCAAUUUGUGUAUUACAUUUUUAAAGAAAAAUAAAAUAAUUGCCGAUACAAAAGUUGCUUUAUUAUGACAAAUUUAGGCAUGUCUUUGGUAGCUUCUUUAAGUCAAUUUAGAAACAAUUAUAAAAAUACAAGUCACAUAGGGUGGACAA